Molecule: messenger RNA, 1914 nt
Organism: Fomitopsis serialis
Lineage: Eukaryota; Fungi; Basidiomycota; Agaricomycetes; Polyporales; Fomitopsidaceae
Product: acyltransferase ChoActase/COT/CPT
Exons: 10
Coding region: 1-1914 (637 amino acids)
Molecular function (GO): acyltransferase activity
Source: RefSeq, a predicted model, not a curated record
AUGACGUCUGCGCCAACGCUCGCCCGCCUCCCGGUCCCCGACCUUCACCAAACGCUGCAGAAAUACGUGCAGUCCCUGGAUCCGCUUAUCCUUGAGGAUGAGGCUCGGGGCGGCCUGAGGUUCUCCGAAGCUCGCCGUAUCCGCGAGACGUGGGCGGAGGACUUCGAGCAUGGAAUCGGGAAAGUAUGCCAGGAACGUCUGCUAGCCCUUGACAGGGCCUCACCCACCAACUGGCUCGACGACAACUUCUGGGUGAAGAAGGCGUACCACGAAUGGCGGGCUCCCCUCAUCGUCAACUCAAAUUGGUGGCUGGCCUUUCAUAACGACCCAAUCAUACCGCAUGACGUUAUCCUGGGCCGUCGUCCUGCUCUCGGAGCUGUCGGCGUCACUGACUGGCAGGUGCGAAGGGGUGCUUGGCUGGUCCGCCGUACAUUGGAGUGGAAGGCUCGUUUAGAAAGACCGGAUGUCCACAUAGGGAUAACCAGAGCGGGCAUAUGGCUCCGAGAUGUCGCAGCGAAGAUGUUUAACGUCUCUCGCCUUCCUCACGCGAAUAUCGUCGUCUUGCUUCAUGACUGGUUCUACGCCAUCGAGGUACUUGACGAGGACAAACGUAUGCUCCAGCCCGCAGAAAUCGAACGACGCCUGCUGGCUGUCGUCGCAGACGCCGACGGGCGGUUGAAGCGUGGCGAGGUGGCCCCUGCUGUGGGCGUACUCACAGCAGACGACCGGGAUCGCUGGGCAGAGAACUUGAGCCAUCUCCUCUCCCUGUCGCCUACGAAUCAUGCCGUGCUUCGUACCAUCAAUCACUCCCUCUUCGCACUCAGUCUCGACCAUUUCACUUACGUACUUCCGUCUGCUGCCUCUCUCCAACCAGGCUCUCCUCUUCCCGAACCGAACACCGUCCCCGAGGUCACCGCGCACUUGCACAACAUCCGCUCCGGACCGACGCCGCGCCCAGGGCACAAUCGGUGGUAUGACAAGGCGUACACGCUCGUCGUCGAGUCGAACACGCGUGCAGGCGCGAUCGGCGAGCACUCGCCUGCCGACGCGCUCGUCCCGAGCAUCUGCGCGGAGUUCGCCGUCGUGGAGGGCAUCGACGAGGACGCGUUCCCGCCGCUGCUGCCCGAGGGGCGCAUCCCGAGCGCGAGGUCGGUCGAGGGCUGGGAGCGCCUGGAUUGGGUAGUGGAUGAGAGGAUUAGGAGGGAGUGCGGCGAGGCGGAGCGGAGGGUGAAGACUGUUGUUGAGGACUCGGACGAUGGGUUCCUGUGGUUUGUGGACUACGGUGCGGAGUGGAUCAAGAAUGAAGCCCGUCUGUCGCCCGACGCAUACAUCCAGAUGGCGAUGCAGCUCGCAUGGUACCGGAUGCACGGCCGCUUCACCGCGACGUACGAGACCGCGUUGACGCGUCUCUUCAAGAACGGCCGGACGGAGACGAUCCGCACGCUCACCACCGACAGCCGCGCGUUCGUCCUCGCCAUGGGCGAUCCCAAAAGCACACCGCAGGCGCGACGAUCGCUGCUGCGCUGUGCGGUGCAGACGCAUACGAACCUGACGCGCCAUGCCGCAACCGGUCGCGGUAUCGACCGGCAUUUGCUCGGGCUACGGCUGAUGCUCGAUGGGUCUGCGCGCGAACGGCAUGACUUGUUCGACGACGAGCUCUUCGCGCUCAGUCAGACGUGGAAGCUGAGUACGAGUGGACUGAGCGAGGGUCAUCAGUUCCGUGGCACGGGUUUCGGCGCCGCAUAUCCUGAUGGCUACGGAAUCAACUAUCUUGCUGCUCCUAGCAUGGUCAAGUUUGGCAUCGAGUCGAAGUUCUCCUCACCACUUACAUCCACAGCGGGGUUCAAAGCAGCCAUUGGUGAGGCAAUGACAGACAUGAGAUACAUUUGUCUCGAGGCCAAUUCACAUCUGUAG